GAGAGAGAGAGAGAGAGAGAGAGAGAGCACACCUCUUUCUCGUGUGUCGCUUCUCCUCCGCCUCCUCCUCGGUGCCCACCUCCUGUCUUAUGAACCAGGGGGGAGCGGUCCGGAUUAGGCUUCUUCCGGCUGUUCCUUGAGCGGAUUCGGCGCUCGAGGUUGUCUAAUCGCUGAUCCUCGGGAAUACUUGUUGUGUCUGAGGUUUAGGGGAAAGUCGAACCUGAGAAUCCCUGUCCUUCCUCCUCCCAUCCCCUCCGGAUCAGAAUUUUGGUUGGUCGGAACAUGGCGGAGCAAAGGUCGGACGCCCCAUUGCUCGGAUCACCUUCCGGCCGACUCCCUGAUUUCAAGCAGUCCGUCAAGCUCAAGUACGUCAAACUUGGCUACCACUACCUCAUCACCCAUGGGAUGUACCUCUUCCUCACACCCCUCGUCUUCCUCGUCGCCGCCCAGCUGUCCACCUUCUCCCUCGACGACCUCCAUGACCUCUGGGACCAUCUCCGCUUCAACCUCGUUUCCGUCAUCCUCUGCUCCACCCUCCUCGUGUUCCUCUCCACCGUCUACUUCCUCACCCGUCCCCGCCCCGUUUAUCUCCUCGACUUCGCUUGCUACAAACCCGAAGACGCCCGGAAAUGCACCAGGCAGCUCUUCAUGGAGCGUUCCAGGACGACGGGCUCGUUCACGGAAGAGAACCUUGAUUUCCAGCGGAGGAUCCUGGAGAGAUCUGGACUUGGCGAAGACACCUACCUCCCAGAGGCCGUCCUCUGCGACCCGCCUAAUCCCUGUAUGGCGGAGGCAAGGAAGGAAGCCAGGGAUGUCAUGUUCGGAGCCAUCGACGAGCUGCUAGCCAAGACCGACGUGAAGCCCAAGGACAUCGGGAUCUUGAUUGUGAAUUGUAGCUUGUUCAAUCCGACACCCUCUCUCUCUGCCAUGGUCGUGAACCAUUACAAGCUCCGGGGAAACGUCGUCAGCUAUAAUCUAGGUGGGAUGGGGUGCAGUGCUGGGCUCAUCUCCAUGGAUCUGGCCAAGAAUCUACUUCAAGUCUACCCCAGUUCCUAUGCCUUGGUGAUCAGCAUGGAGAACAUCACCUUGAACUGGUACUUCGGCAACAACCGCUCCAUGCUCGUUUCCAACUGCUUGUUCCGUAUGGGUGGAGCGGCGAUUCUUCUCUCCAAUAAGAGGUCCGAUCGUGGACGGUCCAAGUACCAACUGGUGCACACCUUUCGAACCCACAAAGGUGCCGACGACAAGUGCUUCGGCUGUGUGACCCAGGAGGAGGAUGGGAACGGAAAAAUUGGUGUUUCUCUCUCGAAAGAUCUAAUGGGAGUCGCCGGUGAUGCACUGAAGACCAACAUAACGACGUUGGGCCCUCUUGUCUUGCCCAUGUCCGAGCAUUUGAUCUUCCUGGCUACCUUGGUGGCGAAGAAGGUUUUCAAGAUGAAGAUAAAGCCUUACAUUCCGGAUUUCAAGCUGGCCUUCGAGCACUUCUGCAUUCACGCCGGAGGAAGGGCCGUCUUGGACGAGCUGGAGAAGAACCUGCAGCUUUCCGAGUGGCACAUGGAGCCUUCGAGGAUGACGCUCUACAGGUUUGGGAACACCUCCAGCAGCUCUCUCUGGUACGAAUUGGCAUAUGCGGAAGGGAAAGGGAGGAUCAAGAAGAGGGACCGAAUCUGGCAAAUAGCAUUUGGUUCCGGGUUCAAGUGUAACAGCGCCGUAUGGAGGGCUUUAAGAACGGUGAAUCCUGGCAAGGAGAAGAAUCCCUGGAUGGAUGAAAUCGACGCGUUCCCAGUCUCGGUGCCCAAGGUGGCGGCCCUUUGAAUCCGCAUCUCAGGUCGAUGGGGGCGUGAAGUUUAGAAUCUGCAAGAGACGGUGGUAAACUGGGAAGGCGCUUUUCAUCGGAGAAGAUGCCCGCUUGCGUGCGUCGUGAUUAUGGAUGGUUUCAAGAUUAGUGUUGUCGGUAUUUGCCAUUGUUUUACGUUGAUCAUGUUGGCUUUUGGUACUGAAUCUUGUCAAAUCACAAAAUGGUCCGACGAGUUGACCACUUUAUUC
Musa acuminata AAA Group (dessert banana) is the source of this 2046-nucleotide messenger RNA. RefSeq names its product 3-ketoacyl-CoA synthase 11-like. Gene Ontology annotation, biological process: fatty acid biosynthetic process. Gene Ontology annotation, cellular component: membrane. The coding region runs from base 283 to 1815 and encodes 510 amino acids. The record is from RefSeq and is a predicted model, not a curated record. Gene Ontology annotation, molecular function: acyltransferase activity, transferring groups other than amino-acyl groups. The transcript is spliced from 2 exons. Lineage: Eukaryota; Viridiplantae; Streptophyta; Magnoliopsida; Zingiberales; Musaceae.